Molecule: messenger RNA, 4179 nt
Organism: Bathycoccus prasinos
Lineage: Eukaryota; Viridiplantae; Chlorophyta; Mamiellophyceae; Mamiellales; Bathycoccaceae
Product: magnesium chelatase subunit H
Exons: 2
Coding region: 1-4179 (1392 amino acids)
Biological process (GO): chlorophyll biosynthetic process
Cellular component (GO): chloroplast
Molecular function (GO): magnesium chelatase activity
Source: RefSeq, a predicted model, not a curated record
AUGAAUAACGCGUCGUUUAGACUCUGGUUGUUCUUUCUUUUCUUGAGCUUACGCGCGAAGACUACCGCGAAACAAAGCCAAAGACUGGUGGUCACCAAAGCAGUCAUCUCUCCACCAAAUGGGCCUUUGAAAAAAGCGGGAGCGAAAUCCGAGGAGGACAAGUUGUUGGCGGAUGCGGACAGCAGCUCGAAAGGAAUGUUCACGAACGUCGACCCGGCGAUUCGUACGAUUAUUCCGGAAGCGAACGGGAGAACCGUCGUGAAGAUGGUGUACGUGGUUUUGGAAUCGCAAUAUCAGUCUUCCUUGUCCGCCGCGGUGAAGCAAAUCAACGCGACGAACAAAAACGUCUGCGUUCAAGUCUCCGGUUACUUGUUGGAAGAAUUGAGAAACGAGGAUAACUUGAAUCAGUUCAAAACUGACGUGGAGAACGCGAAUGUUUUCAUCGGUUCUUUGAUCUUUAUCGAAGAAUUGGCGGAAAAGAUUGUGGAUAUCGUCGCGCCGUUGAGAGACUCUUUGGACGCGUGCGUGAUCUUCCCGUCCAUGCCGGCGGUCAUGCGAUUGAACAAGUUGGGUACGUUUUCCAUGGCGCAGUUGGGUCAGUCCAAAUCCGCGAUCGCUUCUUUCAUGAGAAAGAAGAAGGAAUCCGGUGGUUUCGAAGAGGGCAUGUUAAAGUUGGUCAGAACUUUGCCGAAGGUUUUGAAGUAUUUGCCGAGCGAUAAGGCGGCGGAUGCGAGAAACUUUAUGAACUCUUUGCAAUACUGGUUGGGCGGUUCCUCGGAAAACUUGGAGAACUUCUUGUUGAUGAUCUCCAAGGCGUAUGUUCCGGAGUUGGCCGGAGUCGACGUCGGGGAAGUUGCCGAGCCGGUGACGUUUCCGGAUAUCGGUAUCUGGCACCCGAUGGCGCCGACCAUGUUCGAAGACGUCAAGGAGUACUUGAACUGGUACGAUACCAGAAAGGACAUCAAGUUCAAGAAGGACGCGCCGGUUAUUGGCGUCGUUCUCCAGAGAUCGCACUUGGUCACCGGUGAUGCCGGUCACUAUGACGGUAUGGUCAUGGACUUGGAAGCGAGAGGUGCCAAGGUUGUCCCGGUCUUUGCCGGCGGCUUGGACUUCUCCGUGCCCGUGGAUCGCUUCUUUUUUGAUCCGAUCACCAAAGGCGCUUUGGUCGACACCGUGUUGUCCUUGACUGGUUUCGCCUUGGUUGGUGGCCCGGCCAGACAAGAUCACCCGAAAGCGAUCGAGUCGUUGAAGAAGUUGGACGUGCCGUACAUGGUUACCGUGCCGUUGUCCUUCCAAACGACCGAGGAGUGGAAAGACUCUACGCUCGGUUUGCACCCGGUGCAAGUCGCGUUGCAAGUCGCGCUUCCGGAGUUGGACGGUGGUUUGGAACCGAUCAUCUUUUCCGGCAGAGACUCCAAGUCUGGUAAAUCCCACGCUUUGGAAGAUCGCUCGUCGCAAAUUGCGGACAGAGCCAUCAAGUGGGCCUCGUUGAGACGCAAGAAGAACGCGCAAAAGAACUUGGCCAUCACCGUGUUUUCGUUUCCGCCGGACAAAGGGAACGUCGGUACCGCCGCGUACUUGAACGUCUUUGGUUCCAUCUUCAGAGUCUUGCAAGACUUGAAGAAGAGAGGUUACAACAUCGGUAACUGCCCGGACAACGAAAUGGACUUGAUCAAUUCUGUCUUGAACGACAAGGAAGCGCAAUUCCAGUCGCCGGACUUGAACGUCGAAUACAGAAUGCCGGUGACUGAGUACAAGAAGUUGUGCGACUACGAAACGGAACUCCACGAAAAUUGGGGCCCGCCGCCUGGGAAUUUGAACACCGACGGCCAAAACAUGCUUGUGUACGGCAAGAAGUUUGGUAACGUCUUUAUCGGUGUCCAACCGACCUUUGGCUACGAAGGCGAUCCCAUGCGAUUGUUGUUCUCCAAGUCCGCGUCGCCGCACCACGGCUUCGCCGCGUAUUACACGUACAUCGAGAAAAUCUUCAAAGCGGAUGCCGUCUUACACUUUGGUACCCACGGCUCUUUGGAGUUUAUGCCGGGGAAACAAGUCGGUAUGUCUGGCGUCUGCUACCCGGACUUGUUGAUUGGUUCCACGCCGAACAUUUACUACUAUGCCGCGAACAACCCUUCGGAAGCGACCAUCGCCAAGAGACGUUCGUACGCCAACACCAUCUCCUACCUCACGCCGCCGGCUGAAAACGCUGGCUUGUACAAAGGAUUAAAAGAAUUGAAGGAAUUAAUUGCCUCGUACCAAACUUUGAAAGAUUCUGGUCGUGGCCCGUCCAUCGUGAACACCAUCAUUACCACGGCAAUCACGUGCAACUUGGACAAGGACAUCAAGGAGUUGCCGUCCGCGGACGCUGACGCUGCUGAAUUUGAGCAAGAAUUCAGAGACUUGAUCGUCGGUAAAGUGUACGGUAAGAUCAUGGAGAUUGAAUCAAGAUUGUUGCCGUGCGGUUUGCACGUCGUCGGUUGCCCGCCGUCCGCGGAGGAAGCGGUUGCGACUUUGGUCAACAUUGCCGGCAUCGACCGCGAGGAAGACGGCAUCAUCGGUAUGCCGCAAUUGUUGGCACAAGCUAUCGGCGAAGAUAUCGAAAACAUCUACCGCAGAAACGAUGCCGGUGAAUUGGAAUACGUCCAAAUGUUGCAAGACAUCACGUUUGCGUCCAGAGAUUGCGUCGGUUCGUUUGUCAAGAACGCGGCUGACCCGACUGGAAGAGUCGCGGCUAACGCGCUCGGCCAACUCGGCAAAAUGUUUGGCGAUGCCUCCAUCGCGUUGCCGUGGGGCGAUGCCUUGAAGGGCACCAAGUUCGAAAAGGUUGACAACGGCAAAAUGCGCACGUUGUUUGACUACCUCAGAUUUUGCUUGGAGCAAGUUGUCAAGGACAACGAGCUCGGUUCCUUGGCGGAAGCUUUGGACGGCAGGUACGUCUUGCCGGGCCCGGGCGGGGAUCCGAUUCGUAACCCGAAGGUUUUGCCGACGGGUAAGAACAUCCACGCCUUGGAUCCGCAAGCGAUCCCGACUGGUGCCGCGGUUGCUUCCGCGAAGGUUGUCGUCGACCGUUUGAUUGAACGUCAACGCGUCGAGAACAACGGCGUCUACCCGGAGUCCAUCGCUUUGGUCUUGUGGGGUACCGACAACAUCAAGACGUACGGUGAGUCUUUGGCGCAAGUCAUGUUGAUGGUUGGUGUCAACCCGGUCCCGGAUGCUUUGGGCAGAGUCAACAAAUUGGAAUUGAUUCCGUUGGAAGAACUCGGCCGACCGAGAAUUGACGUCGUCGUCAACUGCUCCGGCGUCUUCAGAGAUUUGUUCGUCAACCAAAUGAACUUGUUGGAUCGCGCCGUCAAGCUCGCCGCCGAGCAAGACGAACCGCCUGAGAUGAACUUUGUCCGCAAGCACGCCUUGGAGCAAGCCGAAGAGCUCGGUUUGUCCGUCCGCGAAGCCGCGACGAGAAUCUUCUCCAACGCGUCUGGUUCUUACUCAUCCAACGUCAACUUGGCGGUUGAGAACUCGUCGUGGAACGACGAAUCUCAAUUGCAAGACAUGUACUUGAACCGCAAAUCCUUUGCGUUCAACUCUGAUUCCCCGGGCAGUGGCAUGGAAAUCAAGAGAGAAAUCUUCGAAUCCUCCUUGUCCAAGGUUGAUGUCACUUUCCAAAACCUUGAUUCGUCCGAAAUCUCCUUGACGGACGUUUCCCACUACUUCGAUUCCGAUCCGACCAAGUUGGUUGCCGGCGUGAGAAAAGACGGUAAAAUGCCGGCUUCCUUCAUCGCCGAUACGACCACUGCCAAUGCGCAAGUCCGAUCGUUGUCCGAAACCAUGCGCUUGGACUCUAGAACGAAGUUGUUGAACCCGAAGUGGUACGAAGGCAUGUUGGCCUCUGGCUACGAAGGUACCCGCGAAAUCCAAAAGAGAUUGAACAACACUCUCGGUUGGUCCGCGACCUCCGGCCAAGUCGACAACUGGGUCUACGAAGACGCCAACAACGUCUACAUGGCCGACCCGGAAAUGCAAAAGAGAUUGAUGGAAACCAACCCGAACUCGUUCAGAAAGAUGGUUGCGAACUUUUUGGAAGCGAACGGCAGAGGCUACUGGGAAACCAGCGAAGAAAACAUCGAGCGCUUGCGACAGUUGUACAUGGAAGUCGAAGACAAGAUCGAAGGUGUGGAAUAA